Homarus americanus (American lobster) is the source of this 7327-nucleotide messenger RNA. RefSeq names its product putative sodium-coupled neutral amino acid transporter 10. The record is from RefSeq and is a predicted model, not a curated record. Bases 150 to 3371 code for a protein of 1073 amino acids. NCBI's taxonomy places the organism in Eukaryota, Metazoa, Arthropoda, Malacostraca, Decapoda, Nephropidae. Gene Ontology annotation, molecular function: amino acid transmembrane transporter activity. Gene Ontology annotation, biological process: amino acid transmembrane transport. The transcript is spliced from 13 exons.
CCCGGUACUGUUCGUGGUAAUUAUCUUAACAUCAAGUACAUGGCGUCGAGAGGACCAACACGACCAGACUCUCGUUCAGUCAUUACCUAUUAUCACAAAUUUCUACCUGUGGACGAUGACCUAGGAGAGUUAUUGACAGAUCUGACGGGAUGGCGGGAAAUUUGAAGCAUGUCGUUAAUAUGGCAAACUCCAUUGUUGGGGUGUCUAUCCUGUCCAUGCCAUACUGUUUUAAGGAGACUGGCCUGGUGCUGGGUAUACUCCUGGUGCUGCUGAGUGGAGUCGUGACCAAAAAGACGUGCUUGUUUCUGGUGCGUUCGGCGAUCAUGGCGCGCAGGAGGAGCUAUGAGUUUCUCGCGUUUCAUGUGUUUGGGGUGAGCGGGAAGUUGUUUGUGGAGGUGUGUAUGAUCCUCUUCCUGGUGGGGAUCUGUAUAUCCUUCCACGUGGUGAUGGGUGACCUCGCACCGGCCAUAGUCGCCCGGCUGAUGAACGUGGAAAACUCGCCCCCUCUCCGCUGUACGCUACUUAUUGGCAUAGCGCUACUGGUGGUGCUGCCGCUAUGUCUACUGCGGAACUUAGACAGCCUGGCCUCCAUGUCCGCCUGUUCCAUCGGCUUCUACUUCUUCCUCAUCUUCGUUAUUUUUUGGCACGCUUUCCCGAGGUUAAUGGACGGAUCUUGGUACCAUGUGGCUGAACUGAUGCGGCCGUCGGGUGCACUCCAGGUCCUACCCAUCUGUGUGCUGGGGCUGUCAUGCCAGAGCAACGUGUUCGAGAUCUACGACUCCAUACCUGAUCCCGACGUGCCCAAGAUGAGGUCGGUAGUGAACCAGGCUGUCAACCUCUGCUGUGCUCUCUACAUCAUGGUUGGGUUCUUGGGUUACGUGGCCUUCGUUGAUCAGGACCUGGCGGGUAACCUCAUCCUCAAUUUCCCGAACUCUCAGCUGACGGAGGGGAUCAAGGUCUUCUUCACGGUGUCCCUGGCCAUAAGCUUCCCCCUGAUGAUCUUCCCGUGCCGAACAUCCAUCCACUCCCUUCUGUACCGACGGCAACAAGUUCCAAUUGGUGCUCAUAGCAGUAUUUCACAAGAGAAUAACCCGUCCAGCUUCGACUUGGUGGGGAACUACAUGCCAGAGGCGCGCUUCAAAGGCAUCACCCUCGGCAUCCUUACCACCAGUCUAGUCGUGGGCAUCCUCAUCCCUAACAUUGAGUUUGUGUUGGGUCUACUGGGGUCAACUAUGGGGAUGCUGAUCGCUCUUAUUCUUCCCUCGAUCCUGUUCAUCAAAGUCAACUCCAAGGCUUCGGCUGAGAGACUCUUGGCGCAGACCAUCAUGCUGGUGGGCAUUGUGCUGAUAGUAACAGGAACGUACCUUAACCUGGCCCAUAUAUACAAGGUUCAGGCGGAACAGACAGAGGUUGUCAUCGCGAACAUGAUCAAGAAUGACUUAGAUCCCAACCUGCCUAACAUAGAGAAACAAAUAUCCAAGGAGGGAAAAGCUGCCGAGGCGGUGCCGGCGGGCGGGGACUCGGCCACCAGGAGAGAACCCGUGGCUCCUGAACCUCCUCCAGAAGACUUGGGGAUAAAGAAAGAGGAUAAAAGAGUGUUGGUGGACAAAGAUAAAGUAGAGGCAAAAGAGACUAAAGGUGAGAAAAAUAAUGCACAUAGUUUAGAUAAGGAGGAAAGUCGGAAAGAAGUCAUUGAACAGCGUAAAUUGGCCGAGGAGAAGGAAGAGAAGAACGAGGGGGAUACAUUACACCCGGACGCCAUACAGAAGGAAGAGAAGGUAAAUAAGGAAGAGGGAAACGAGAAUAGGAAAGAAGAGGAAGUGGACAAGAAGAAGGCAGAGUUACUUGAAAAGAUGGAGGUGCAGCAUAAGGAACAGCAGCAGCUCCUGGCUGUCUUACAGGAGUCAAAACAGAUCCUUCAGGAACUAAAAGUGGCCAAGAAGGAACAAGAUCUGAAGAGGCAGGAGGAAGAGAAUAGAGCUGCUGUUAUUAUUCCUGUUCCAAAUGUUGUUCCUGUUGAGAAAUCUUUUGCUGGAAAUCUUGCUGCUGGAAAUCCUGCUGCUGUUGGAAAUCUUGCUGCUGGAAAUCCUGCUGCUGUUGGAAAUCUUGUUGGUGUAAAUCCUGCUGCUGUUGGAAAUCUUGCUGCUGGAAAUCCUGCUGCUAUUGGUGUAAAUCCUGCUGCUGUUGGAAAUCUUGCUGCUGGAAAUCCUGCUGCUGUUGGAAAUCUUGUUGGUGUAAAUCCUGCUGUUGGAAAUCCUGCUGCUGUGGUGAAUCCUGCUGCUAUGAAACCAGGGACUGUUAAUGCUGCACCAAUUAAACUGGCUCCUGCCAUAGCUAUUGCUGGAAAUUCUGGAGGUUUGGGUAACAUGCAAAAUCCAGUCAUGGGUCCAGCAGCCUUACGAAACACAGGUGUAGGACAGGUGGACAACUUAGUCAAUUCAGCACUGCCAGCACCACAGGGUAACCAAGUCUAUAACUACCAGGUGAUUCAGGCAGCGGGUAAUAAUGGCGGUCUGCCUAUUUAUCCCAACACUGGUAAUCAGAUGGUAUAUCAGGUACCCCAGGCUUCGAAUGUAGGUGGUGCUCCUGUGGGUAAUGAGCCGGUAUAUGCAGGUAACCAGCCUCAACCUGUUGUUCAAGUCAGUAAUAACAAGGACCAGGUUCCUCUUGUUGCUGGAGGUGUCGUGGCAGGUAUCGGAGCCGCUGCCAAAGAGGAACUUGCUCCUCCAGUCCAACAAGUACUUCCAGGAAAUCAACCACAAAACCAAGUUCCUGUUGGUGAAGAUCCGAUGAAACCCAAAGCCGAGGCUCCAAUAGUUGAGCUACAGGAGAGAGUUCAAGAAACAGUGAAGGCUCAAGGUCCAGCCCUUCAGUCACAGGGAAAACCUCAGAGUCGCAUAGAGGAACCUGCCAAGAAUGUACCCGACCCGGCACGUCAAAAGGAAUCUCCAUUAGGUAAGUCACGGGAUACAGCUAAAGAGAAGGACACAAAGAAAUCAACUUCCGUUUCUGAUAACAAGAAUCAAGUGAAUGUUGGACAGAUCAGAGCGCCGGUCAGCAGCUCACCCAAUAUAAAGGGCAUGAAAGACUCCCAAUCAAUUAAUAAUAAUAAUUCUCUAUCAUCAAAAAAGAACAGUAAAAAUAAAACUAACCAAAAGAAAAUAAACCACGGCGAAGACCGACGCAAGCGAGACGUUGAUGAAAAUUAUUUGUUUAAUCUCCCAGAAGUUGACCUUUUCAAGGAGAUUAAGUCGAGGGACAGCAUAGAUGUGGCCUACGACACUCGCCACCUCCUGUGGAACAGUCGGUCGAGGAGGAAAAGGAGAAGGAACGACAGAGAGAGGGACGACUACUAUUGGGAUGAAACAUAAUCUGGUUUUCCUUCAUUCCCAAGUUCUCCUCAUCUUAAAGUUGUGUAAAUAUAAUUUUUUUAUUUUUUGGUAAUAAAGUCUUUUUUUUUCAUUACGAUACAUCAACUUUGCUGAAUAAUAUUUAAACAAAAUGUUUGGUUUUACUUGUAGUGGAAACGUAAGUGUUGCCUUUUAACCCAUAUUGUUGGAUACAUAUUUGUAACAAGGAGACCUUAUACUGUACAUGUAAAGCUUUGUAAGUAUUGACAACAAACUAUUCAGAAUUUGUUUUGGCAGCCCUCACUAUCUGAAUGGGUAAGGCUCCUUGAAAACCAUUCAGAUAUCACUAAAAGGUCUCAGACAAGCAGUGCAUUAAUUAUAUCUGUAAUAUAAUGGAGAAUAACAGAGAGACUGACUUGAUAUCUGUCGUCUCAGUUAGCCACUUGUGUAGUGUACUGUAUGUAGUUAACUGUAGGGAGUGUAGUUAAGUUAGUGUAAAUGUUAUAUAAGUCAACACAUUUUAUUGACCAUCUAGUAAGAGAUGGAAACUGUAUCCUGUGUAAAGUAGUUAAGGGAAAGUUUACUCUGGUAUAAGACUGAGAUGAGAUAUUUUUUAAAAAAUUGUCGUGUAACGUUAUGGGUUUUAUCACAGGUUUGUCGGUCAUGGAGGCUGCUAAGAAUUUGUCUUAUAUAUACUGUACUGCAUAUGCAAAUUAAGGAUAUGAGCAAGUGUGUUUGUGCAUGUGUGAGUGUAUGUGUGUGUGUCUGUACAGUAAGUCCUCGCGUAACGUCGUGGUUCCGUUCCUGAAAACCGUGACGUCAACAGAAACAAUGUUAACUGAAUCAAUUUUCCCCAUAAGAAAUAGAUAAAAUACAGGAGUUACGUUCCUGAGCCUCCCUUUGCCCCAUAAAAUACAUUACAUAUACAGAACAUAAAUUCAAUGGAAUUUUUAUAGAAAAUUGUAUAUAUUAUAUGUCCGAAAAGAUAAAUAAACUUAAUAAUUUUGUAUUGUACUCACUGAUGGGCGGAGGUGGAGCGAGUGUGUGGUGGGUAGUGGAGACAAGAUAUGAUAAUAACCUUGUCAUAUGAAUGUGUUGAGUAGAUUAUCAGGCAGGAUGGUAUUAUUAAGUUGAAAGGUGAUAUGGGUCACUUAACCUCAUCCUCACCAUGAAGAAUAAUAAUAUGGUGUUUAAUCAGUCUUGGGUGUGUUGUGUCCAGCACCUACCCUAGUACUAAGUCACUACCGGGUAUGGUAUUGACGGUAGAAUCGGUAGGUACGUAAUCUCUUAGUGUCUCCCGGCUCUACGCGUUAUAAGCUUCAUUAUAUACACCUGUUAAAUUUACUGUAGACUGAAGGAUAAAAUUCCAUCGAUAUAUUUUAUAACGUCCGGCGUCUACACAAGGGUAAUGGGGGACUAGAAUUCUUUUAUAAUUAUUUACUCGGAUAUUUUUUUUUAAAUUGUGGUUUGGUUUGUGUUACGCCGACGUGAUCUAUAAUGGAAAGGAAACAUCACUCGCUUUACAUCUGUCUUAUGACCUUCAAUAUAAAUAUCUUUUAAUUUCUAAUACAUAUGAAGUCAUGAUGUGAAUGAAAUGAUGAAUGAAUGAUUGUAUGUAAAUGAAAAACAAAUCAAUUAAAGGUUUUGAAUGAAGGUUUCUUGUGAUAUAUGUAUAAAGUACUAUAUACAGUAUACAUACAUUCUUAUUGACAUCAAAAGUGUGUAGAUUGUGUGAUUAUUACUGUAACAGAAUUAGGUUUUAGAUGUUGAGAAAUUUGUUACCUUGGCUGGCUUGAGAGAUAAAAAGUGACAGCUGAGACAAUACAUAAGAGAGAGAAAGAGAGAGAGAGAGAUAAUAGUGCAAAUAACCCGGCCAAUUGAAACCUUUAAAAGAAAAUGACACUAACAUCCACUCGUGUAAUGAGACUUAAAUUUCCCCAGCACCUUUGGCGUCGGUCUUUUGUCUUCCAUUGAAUGAGCGUCACAUAUCAACAUUAUUUUUGUAUAAUGUCACAACCAGCGUCUCGGGGAUGCACCUUUGGGGGAGAGGAGAGGAGAGGAUGGGAAGGAGUACUCUGUUCCGCCAUUAUUUAUUCAGGUAUAAUAUAUUGAUUGAUACUCAAAAUCUCCCUGAAAUCUGAAGGUAGGAAGUAGAAUUGGAUAUAAGAUGUUCUGUCUUUAUUAAAUGCAGUAUACCUGGAUGCAUCUCAGGUCACUGUAUAGAACAGGUGUGUGUCAUUACUUAUUGAUCAGCUCCUUCCUUACUGCAUGCUCUUUUAAGUCUAUAUAACGUGAACUUUUACUGUAAUGCUAAAUGUGCUUGAUGCUGUCUCAGUCACAUUGUAAGGAAGGGAUUAAGAACUCAAGUACAAUAUACCAGUAAAAAACAAAGUACAAGGGGUUCUAAUCUCUUUUAUGUACUGUGUGUAAUUUGGUUGCUGGAUCCAAUAACCCCCCUUGUGUAUUGGGUCUUCUCUGUGUUGUGUAAAAGCGUCUGGCGUCACCCACAUCAAGUAUAAGAUGCGACGUCCAGUAGUGGUGGGGUUAAUAAUUUGGUGUGGUCUUGUGGUCUUGAUAGGAGUAGAACAGAUAACUUGACCUCAGAUCCAUAGUUAGAAUUUUGAUGUUGCAGUAUAGGAGAAACAUUCAUAGAUGCCUUUUCUUUUUUUUCUUUUAUCAUACUGCCUAACCACUUGAUAAAUUGAUGAUAAUUAAGGUACUUGUAGUAAGGUUAAAAUUUAUAAAUUCUUCCAAAGUUGUAGAGAAUAUGUAACAAAAGGUGUAAAUAUCUUCGAUUAUGAUAUUAAGAUUUUCAGGGUCAAUGCUGGGUUGAUUGUAAUGAGAGGGGUAUGCCAAACAGGUACCUUAGAGCCUUGUUGAGAGCACUAUGGAGAACCACUGGCAGUAUCCUAAAGGUAAAGGCUAAUGGCAGUCAGAUUUUGUUGAGAAAGCAGGUACAGUCGGUGCCCAUUUAACACACACACGCACACACAUGAUGUAUUCCUGAAAACCCAUACGUCAAGUGAGUUAAACGAGUGCUGACUGUACAGAAUGUUAUUAUUACCGAGCGUAUUAACCUGUUGAGUACCUGAAUUAGAGGAAGCGAUGGCCAGUGUGAUUUCAUGUUGGUGUAUGUUCAUGUAGAGAGCUCAGAGAGGUAUGUAAAGAGGAUAGGUGGAGAUGAAGAGGUCCUGGGCUCCCUCUUUGGCAUUUAUCAUGAAACACAUACAGUACAUGACCAAGUACACAGAGUUGUCAGGGUAAUGAAGUAAAACAAGUUAUAACUAAAUAUUUCUUCUCUUAUUAGACAAAUGAAGAACUCUGGGACAAAAUAUAACCAGUCUAGAUGCUUAUUGUCUUUGGCAGUUUGACUUGUACUAGAUCACAAUGAAAACCUGUACAGUAUAUUGAGUUUAUUUUGCCCUGCAUUAUUUUUCUCAGUAGCCAAUGAAGGAUUAUGAGUUUGUAUUCUUGUAUAAUGAUAUUAGAAGUGAAAUAUAUUGUGAAAUAACCUUGAAAUAUAGCAACAGGAUGAUAGAUUUAAAGGUAAUAAAUGCAAAAGGCAGAGCAACAAUGGAAUUUAACACGGCCAUCUUAGUUAAAAAUCCAUCAGUUAACAUAAGUCAUUUCCAACUUCAAUUCAGGUUUAGUCACUUGUGAAUUAUUAUUACAGUCCUUAAUUAUUUAAAUGACUACAAAUACACGCAGGACAUUACGGUGAGGUGACUAUUUUGUAGUCAACAGAGAACAUGACCUCAUUAUCCUGUGUGUUAAGGCUCACUAAUAAUAAGAAAUGAAUCACAAACUCACUCACAGCUGAACUAUGACCUAAUGUAAUCAGAAAAACCUUAAUUGUUAAUAUGGUCUUAAAAUGCUUAUUGUGGGUUUAUUUCAUUGGAAUUUAUUUUAUUUUAUCUUGACUGUACUGUACUAACCUAACCUAAUAUAACAUGAGCUGACCUAACCUAUUGUAACAU